Chaetomium globosum CBS 148.51 is the source of this 675-nucleotide messenger RNA. RefSeq lists its product as uncharacterized. Lineage: Eukaryota; Fungi; Ascomycota; Sordariomycetes; Sordariales; Chaetomiaceae. The record is from RefSeq and is a predicted model, not a curated record. Bases 1 to 675 code for a protein of 224 amino acids. The transcript is spliced from 5 exons.
AUGUUCUGUGCAUUCAAUCGGCUCGGUAUUAUUGCCACCACACUGAGCGAGUUUGCGCGCCCGUCUCAGAAUCAGCAAGAUGAAACGGUGCAGCGGGACCACCUGGCCACGCCACCCGCACCAUGGCCUGAGGGCAUGCCGAAAGGUGUUCCUGGAGUGACCUGUCAGGGUCGGGGAGAAAUUUGGUGGGCCAGGGUGAGGGUGUCAUAUCACGACGGACCCGGCGCCUCCGUGUAUGGCUGGCCAGCCAAAGGUGGCAUAUACGUCCAUACAGCUUCGGCGGUGGAGAUUGAGUUUCUCGGUUUCGAUAGAUUUAAACCCGUUCCACACCCUUCUCCAAACAAUCCUUCCGCUGCCCCUGAUGAAGAGGCACACUGCAACAAGAUGCGCCAACUCGGGGCCGUCUGGUGGAAGAGCGAAUACGCCUGGUCUGAGGAUAAAAGAACCGUACACUACAGACCUCCGCCGGAUCCCCCCAAUAGUUUCAUUGUAACGGGCUGGCCGACUACCGGCGGGGUCUGGGUUCUUAGCACAACCAAAGGUGAAGCUGUCGAAAAAAGGAGAAUCUCUUUCGUGGAAGGGGUGUCGAGUUGCUGCGUUCGUGGACAUCGUUUGGCGAGGUGCCUCACGAAUAACGCUCUUCUCCUCCGUCUCACAAAAUAUGCCCUCAUUUGA